Messenger RNA from Helianthus annuus (common sunflower), 3084 nucleotides. RefSeq lists its product as uncharacterized. NCBI's taxonomy places the organism in Eukaryota, Viridiplantae, Streptophyta, Magnoliopsida, Asterales, Asteraceae. Bases 2452 to 2781 code for a protein of 109 amino acids. The transcript has 3 exons. The record is from RefSeq and is a predicted model, not a curated record.
GAGUGUUGCUUCAUUUUUGGAAUCGUGUUAUGAACCUGAUUAUCUAAUCUAUGUGACUUGAAGUAGUAAUAGUAAGUUUAUAUUGUUUAGAUAAAGUUAAUUUUUCUAUUGUUUGAUAAAAAAAAAGUUAGUGUAAUAUAAGUAAAUGAAAAAGUUACUGACAAGUUAUACCAUACGUAUAACAUUUUGCCAUAUGGGUCAGACAAAUGGCUCGAAUGAACUAAAACAUUACCAAAAGAUAUGAUUUUGACUUUAUGGUCUUAAGUUGAUAGGUUAGGUUUAUUUAAGAAAUUGUUGAGAUGGAUUUAGGCGUAAAUGGGGGUGUUUGGGAUUGGUUAAUAAAACGGUCGAUGCCUUUUAAGCUAAGUAUCAAGAUAUGGUAGAGAAGAAGUUGUUAAUAUCUAAGGAUAUAAAGAAUCACAAUCAGAUAGGGAGUUAAAUGAGUUAUUCCCAAAUUUGCAUAUUCAAACGUCUUAGCUGACGUUUAAACAUGGCUCAACCUGAUUGUAACCAGCUUUGUAAAUAUGUAUAGCUUUUUUGUAAUUUUCUGUAUAGUUUUUUGGUUAAAUUAUUUUUCAUAUUGUAUUUUAUGUAAUUAGGUUUUGAUUCUAUUGAUUUUGGAAAAAGAAGGUUAUGUUUGGAAGUAGAUUUGAUCUCUAAACUGUUUUAUGUUUCAUGAUGUUGAGAGGAGUACAUCUAGAGUUGUAUUUUAUGUUGUUUGAUGAGUUUUUUGCAUGAAAGAACUUUAAUGGGAAUGUUAAAAUUGAGAUAAUUGUAUUCAAUCAUGAGUAAAACUGUCUAUUAUUUGAACUGCACUAUUCUUUAGGGAUGGAAUGGUUCAUCUGAACACUUUUUUCACUUUCAUUUAUCUCCAUUUUAGAAUCUAUGUUUGUUGGUGCAUUGUUGAUGAGCAAAUUUAAACUAUAUAAGGAGGUUAUGGUUGGGCCACCAAAUUAAGUAGCAAAUGGGUUGUAGGUGGGUACGAGGGCGAUUGUUGGUGGUUGAGAAAAAGGGGGAAGAUUGGGUUUCUGAAGCUUAAAUCGCGACUAAUAGGCGGUUUUGAGGUUAGCUAAUCUUCUCUUCUUUCUUUUGUCCUUCCACUGUUAUUGAUACAUUGGUUGCAAUUGGUAUCCAGGGCCUAAUUCAAAGAUUUCCUUUUAUUCAAUAUGUUUUGUUUUCUGUUUUCAUUAGUUUUCUUAUUUCAAAUCUAUAUAAUAUGGUUCUGUAUUUUAUGCUAUUAGUGUUCAUCGAGAUUAUGCUAUACAAGCUGUAAGUUUAAUCACUAUAUUUGGGGUUUUAUGUUUUUUUCUUAAUUUUUUUUAUUGCAAAUAUAUAUAACUCUUCUGUUUUGAUAUUUAGAUGUACACAAACAAUGAGGAGUCGUCGAGAGAGGAACGCCAUGCUUGAAAAUAUGUGUUGGAGGAUUUGAAAUUUAGCUCGCCAGAAAAGCAGGUUUUAUAUUUAUAAAUUUGGUUGAAUGUUGGUAUUUUUUUUCCUUUUGGUGUUUAUGCCAUUAGUAGUUGAUUUAGUUGGUGAAUUGUAUCCGCUAAAAAAAAGAAUAACUAUUAUGUUUUAGAGUAAAUUGCCAAAAUCGUCCCUGAGGUUUGGGCAUGUUUGUUAUUUUCAUCUAAAACAACUUUUUUGUACAAUAUAGUCCUUUAUUUUUGGGAUUUUUUGCCAUUUCAUCCAAAUGUUUUACUUUUUUGCCAAAAUCGUCCCUGAGAUUUGGGAAUCAUAAAAAAUUGUUUAUGUCGAAAAUGAUUAAAUGGUCAGCUUUUCAUGCUCAGAUGAGUUGUUCUAGAAUAUGUAAAUUUCCUAUCUGUUCGAUCUUGAUGGAGUCACGUAGAAGGGUUUUAGGGUUUUUUGGUCAAUUGAUUUCAAGAAUUAGAUGCUAAAACCAUUCAUUCCACCAUAGCUAUGGCUGACGUUGACAGAAGUCUUCACAACCUUCCUUCCGUCGUAGCUCCGGUUCAAAAUCGAUGUCUCUUCUCCAGUCACAGUGUAAUUUUCUUGCUCUAAUUUUGAAUUUAGUAUAACACUCGGGAUAGACUGAAUUUUGUCCAGUGGCAUACUAAUGAUCUUCAUUUGGUCAAAAUCAAAUUUCAAAACCGAUGCCUCUUCUCCGUUCACAGUAAUUCUUUGUAUAUGUAUAUAUAUAUAUAUAUAUAUAUAUUUUGUUUUUGGUGCUGAUCUUUAUGGUGAUUUUGAUGGUUAUGGCAAAAAGAAAAGUAAAUUUGGUCAUAGGUCAUGCCACGGUUCUGUAUUAAAGGUGGCAAAAUAUUACCUUCGUUUAUUAUUAUAAUUGUGUAUUAUUCCAGUUAUAAGUUAUAUCAUCUACUUUUGAUAAAAAAAACAUGUUUUUUGGUAGUUUUUUAAUGAGAGCAAGGCCGCAACGAUCAUGGUUUGUGGACAAUGCCAUUCGUCUUGAUUGCUAUAGGGAGUUGAUCGACCAUGAUUAGUUAUUUCAUGAUCUUUAUAUUGAUUUUCAGUUUUUCUAAAAUGGUUAAUUUUCUACUGGAACAUAAUUGCAGUUUAUGGAGGCUAAUUUCUUUGUCUAGCAGAUACCGAUGUCCCAUAUGCUCAAACUCGGUGUCUUAUAUGUCUGAUACAUGGCAAAGAUUAGACCAGCAGAUUGGAUCUGUAUGCUCUAAUAAGAUGGGAAAAACCAGGGUUUAUCCAAUGGUGAUGAAUGGGUUUUCAAAUACAUCGGGAAAAGAAGUGAAGGACCAAACUGUUGAUUUGUUUGGGCAGGCCGCAAAAGGGUCUUUUUUGAAACAUUAGUACAAGGAUUGCAAGGUCAGUGUCACCUUUACAAGUGCGGUUUGUAAUGAGAUUGAAGCUGGUAGCGUGGUUGUCGUUAACUUGGGUUGGAAUUUUGAGUAACAUACAGGUUCAUAUAAGUUCUAAAAGAGUUAGUAGUGUUGUAUUUGCUUUAUUCAAGUUAAUGUGUGAAAACAUUAAACAUUUGAACAAUUAACCUUCGAUGACAUUUACAAUAGCCUAUAGGUGUAAUGAUGCACCGAGCGUGAAUCAAUUUCUAGCACCUAAAUCAUUAGCUUAUGAGUGCUCUUUGAUGUAACAUUU